AUGGCUGCAAGAAAUUUGGAGAAGAUGGCUUCUAUUGAUGCUCAGCUCAGGCUUCUUGCUCCUGGCAAGGUUUCUAAAGACGACAAGCUUAUCGAGUACGAUGCUCUGUUACUGGAUCGAUUUCUCGAUAUUCUUUAG
Molecule: messenger RNA, 138 nt
Organism: Arabidopsis thaliana (thale cress)
Lineage: Eukaryota; Viridiplantae; Streptophyta; Magnoliopsida; Brassicales; Brassicaceae
Product: phosphoenolpyruvate carboxylase-related / PEP carboxylase-like protein
Exons: 1
Coding region: 1-138 (45 amino acids)
Source: RefSeq, marked reviewed